UAGGAAAAUAAAAUAACAUAAUGAAUUUGUUUGGCAUAAAUGAAUUCGAAGAGCGUAGACAAUUUUUUUUGAAACUAUUAAAGAAACUUGAAGAAAUACCUAGUUGUCCUUCAUUAAACAUUAAUAGUUCUCAGAAAAUAUACCAUACUUCACAAGACAGCCAUCAAGGUAUAAUGCAUUUUUGUUCAAAAGAGAUAAAUUUGAAGUCCACUCUAAAUAGUGAUUCGAAACCAUUGCAAGAACCAAAAGUGGAAACAUUGCAGAAUUUUUUUCACUCAUUUUUCCAGAAAAGCCUCCAGUUGAGAAAUUAUAAUUUGAGUGAUAAAAAUCUAUGUAACACCAUCAUUUGUGCUGAUCCUAGCAUUAAAAAAAUGAAAAAAUUUUCAAAUGGACUACUAGCUUUGGCACAAAACAUGUCGAGUAAUGCUCAAACUAAAAUCCAAAGUUUGGAAUGUGUUCCAUUACAUGUAUGUAGUAUAUUUGAAAAAAUUUCUGAUCAAAGUAUGAUUAGAGUUAAACAGAAAGGCAAUUAUGGUCAGAUAUUUUCAUUAGACUUAAAUGAAGCAAGCAACGAAGAGAUUUCAAUUUUUAACGACAAUAUAAAUAUAUUUUCAAAUCUCUUUCCAUUUUUUGAUAAUUUUAGCAAUCAAAAUAUUUUUUCUGAAAAUGUCAAUAUUCUUUCAAAAGAUAAACAAAAGUUUGAUGCUCCUUUUAAUGUCAUUUUAGAUUUAAAUAAGAAUUACAUUAAAAAAGCUACGAAUUACUGUCUUGAUUAUCGAAGUUUGAUUGCAAUUUUUUUGUUAUGGUUAAAGAACGUUUUACCACAAAAUGUACCUUUUAAAGAAAAUUUUUUUUCUCUAAGCAAAAUGCUUGUAGGGUCAUUUGUUUGCAAGAAAUUCCGAGUUGAAUUGGUUGAAUUAAAAGAAACACUUACAACAAUUAAAAUAUUCAAUAAUACAAUAAAUAACACUUUUUUGAUAGAAAAUGCAAAAGCAUUAACGUAUUCACCUGAAUGUUUUAACGACUCAAUAAUAAAGAAGUUCGAUUACGCAGUUUCUAUGAAAUUAGGAAACUCAGGUUAUCAUUCCGCUUUCAGAAACAGAGUUAUAUCAAAGCAUAAAUUUUUUAACGGAAGCUAUGGAGAUAGUAGCCUUCAAGAGGUUUCUCUGAAUAAAGUUACUGAAGAUGCAUUUUGUCAACAAAUACAUAAUUUAAAUCUAUGCAAGCAAUACGGUUUUCAUGAUAGCACUUCUCGAAUAGAUAGCACUCCUUGCAAAGAUCCCAUUCUUCAAAAAGAUCCCACUCCUCAAAAAGAUAUCACUCCUCAAAAAGGUACCACAGCACAAAAAACCCUUAUUCUCUGCAGAAAAAUAGAAGAUAAAACAAGCUCAGGUCAUAACCAAAUGAAACAUCCUAAAGGCUUUGUUAGUUCGAAUAAAAAAAUGCUUAUGAAAAGUAAUACCUCAUUACUAGCCUUCCAACUAAACAGAAGAAACAUAGUCUUUAAAUAUAGAAGAGUUAACAUCAGUAGAUUAUGCAAUGAUGCUAAAUUACUCUCUGAGAAGAUAAUUAAAAAGUAUCGCCGUCUAAUGGAGAAAAAAGCAAAAAUCCGCAAAACUAAAUUAAAUCGUAACUGCAAAAGCUAUUCUAACAAUGCUAGGUUUAAUUCAUUAGAGAAGACAUAUGUCUCGGAAUCAAAAACCAAAAGUUCCAAAAGGCAUUAUGAAGAAAAUAGUUUACAUUUUGGAUUAAUGUCAUCGAAAAACAACAAUAAGAAUUCAAUCACUGAGAGAAAUUCGCUAAUAAUGAUGAUUUCAAAAAGUUCAGUAAUUUCGAACACGUGUUAUAACUUGUCUUCUAGUGCGAUGUCUCUCCAUAGUUUUGGGAAAGUAAAAUCUGAUUUAAGCUAUCCAUUCAACAAGAUGCUUGACUUCUCCAAAAAAUACGAAAUAGCAAAUUUUUCUGAAGCUCAAUCACUACAGAGUUUUCCGCAGACUUCCAAGUAUUUUUUAAAUAAAAAAUCGACAAUGAAUGAUCCAUUAAUGAUAGAUUCCGUUAUAGAACCUAAAGAGAAGCAUGCUGCAUGCCAAACUGAUAUGUUAAACGAAUCCUUUGAGAAAUUUGUAGACUUAAACGCAUUUAUUUUGCUAAAUCAAGCCAAGAGUGAUAAUGAAAAUAAAGAUCCUGAUACUUUCAAAAAUAGCAAUCCUGGAACCAACAGAAUUUUAAAACCGUUAACAACAGUACCAAAUAAAAGAAGAGCUUUAUUUGCUAAACAUGAACAUGAAUCAGUUGUUGACUCAGCUAUUAAACCAAUUAAUUCACCAGGUAAAAUUUACCUGCCUACUACUCAUUCGGAUGCUCCAAGAUCAAAACCUAUUGAAGAUCAACUUGUGCCUAAUCAGAAGAAUGUAGUUGAUGAAGAAACAUUCCAUGCUGAAGUGGCCAAUAGUGAUCCGAAAGAUUUGAGAAAGAAAACAAUUUUGGAAAUGGAAAGAUAUAAAGUAAGAGUAGGUCUUUCUCGGAAACAGCGUGUGAAACCGCUUCAUCCUUAUUUAAAACGAUGAGGCUUUUAUCAAGAAAUUUUUUUUCAUGGCUUUUUCAUUUUCCAAAAUAGUUGGAAAUUCUGUAAAAUUUUGCACCUCAGAGAGCAUAAUAAACUUAA
Molecule: messenger RNA, 2665 nt
Organism: Parasteatoda tepidariorum (common house spider)
Lineage: Eukaryota; Metazoa; Arthropoda; Arachnida; Araneae; Theridiidae
Source: RefSeq, a predicted model, not a curated record